Oryza brachyantha (malo sina) is the source of this 1890-nucleotide messenger RNA. Its product is annotated as RCC1 domain-containing protein RUG3, mitochondrial. Lineage: Eukaryota; Viridiplantae; Streptophyta; Magnoliopsida; Poales; Poaceae. Bases 19 to 1323 code for a protein of 434 amino acids. The transcript is spliced from 6 exons. The record is from RefSeq and is a predicted model, not a curated record.
CCGGCCGCGCCGCCGGCGAUGUUACGCCGCCUACUCCCCCUCCGGCGCUGCCUCUCCACCUCGGCGACCUCGAACGCAACGCCUACCCUGUACGCGGCCGGUGUCACCCCGGUGUCCAUCCUCUCCUGGGGCCGCGGCGCGUCGGGCCAGCUCGGCGGCGGCAAGGAGGAGCGCCGUCUCUACCCCUCCCCCGUCGCGCACCUCUCCCUCGCUGACCCCGUGCCGGUACUCUCCCAAACCCCCGGACGCCUUCCUGACCCCAAAGCUGCGACGGCGGGGGGCGUAGAGGUGGGGAUCUCCUGUGGGCUGUUCCACUCCGCGGUCAUCGUCGACGGCGGCGCCUGGGUGUGGGGCAAGGGCGACGGAGGCCGCCUCGGCCUCGGCGACGAGUCCUCCACUUUCGUCCCGCGCCACAACCCCAACCUCAGCGAGCUCCGGGUCCUCGCGCUUGGCGGCAUCCACUCCGCCGCCCUGACCGCCUCCGGGGAAGUCUUCACCUGGGGUUAUGGUGGAUUUGGAGCUUUGGGGCAUUAUGUUUACCAUAGGGAAUUGUUACCAAAGCAAGUGAAUGGUCCUUGGGGAGGGAAAAUAUCACACAUUGCUACCGGUGGAGCACAUACUGCAGCAAUCACUGACUCAGGUGAACUCUACACUUGGGGUCGCGAUGAAGGCGAUGGUAGGUUGGGGCUUGGAAGUGGGGGUGGUCCUGGUGAAGCUGGUUCUCUCAGUGUUCCUUCCAAGGUGAAUGUCCUGCCUGUUCCGGUUGCUGCUGUAGCUUGUGGUGGCUUUUUCACGAUGGCACUGACUUCAGAUGGUCAGUUAUGGAGUUGGGGAGCAAAUUCAAACUUUGAGCUGGGCAGAGGGAGCAAUUCCAGUGACUGGAGGCCACAGCUUGUCCCUAGUCUGAAAAAUUCCAAUGUAAUCCAAGUAGCAUGCGGUGGAUAUCAUUCUUUAGCUCUGACUGAUGAAGGUGUAGUUCUCUCGUGGGGACAUGGUGGACACGGUCAACUUGGGCAUCCCACCCUUCAGAAUCACAGAGUCCCACUUGCUAUCAAAGCUUUAUCUGAGGAACGAAUUGUCUAUAUAGCAUCUGGAGGAUCGACUUCUGCUGCAAUAUCAGAGAAAGGCGACUUGUACAUGUGGGGAAAUGCAAGAGAUUGCCAACUAGGGGUCCCUGGUUUGCCAGAAAUUCAGCCAUUACCGGUCAAAGUUAAUUUUCUCACAGAUGGUGAUGAGGAUUUGGGCCCUCAUCGUGUCAUUUCUGUUGCAAUAGGUGCUUCUCAUGCCAUGUGUUUAGUCUCCAGGCAACAACAUGAGAAAUAGUGCUUCUGGGUUUCCAGCUUUGUAAAGGAUCUCAAGUUUGGACAUUCUAACCUGUUGAGUUCAUUCAGGAGGGGAUCAUUUUCUCUAUUGGUUUAGAGCCUUCUGACCCCAGCUGUUGGAAAUUGGAGUCUUUCUCAGCAAAGUUCGGCACCAGUUAGAAACACAAUAAAACUUGUGCUGAUAAAUCAGAAAAAGGCCAUGUGCCUGGAUUAAGUCCGGCCGAACGCCAAGCAUGUCUUGAUUUCAUAAAUUUGAGUACUGAAAGUUGUCGAUACUGUGACACGAAGGAUGGAACUGCAACAGCAUCAUGUAACUUGCUGAUCUCGAAUUUUUAGAUGCUCUGUUGUACAACUAGCUAAGAUGGCCAAAAUUUUGUAGCGUCCUGAUCUUACUGUAACUUUGCGCAGGACAUUUGAUUUCAAAUACUGUUCAAUAAGUCGAGCAAUGUUUUUUAUGCCUCUCAAUGAGCUCACUGCUUUACUCCGUAUUACGCUUUACCAUUUCAUUCAAAGUGUUGCAAUGUAAUCUGAGAAACAGAGACUAUUGGACGAAUAAUAUUAUGAACCA